Rodentolepis nana is the source of this 1182-nucleotide messenger RNA. The record is from the annotation of a GenBank genome assembly. Lineage: Eukaryota; Metazoa; Platyhelminthes; Cestoda; Cyclophyllidea; Hymenolepididae.
AUGGGCUCAAAGUUGUUCGCACUCUCUCCCCCUCUCUCUCGUGACUCCACCUCUUCUGCUAACCACCUCAACAAAUCUGUAAGAACCACAACAGAUAUUGAUCCAUCGACUGUUGAAAUGCCAAUCAUCCCCGUCAGCACAUCAAACCCCUCCGUCCCUUCAAAAUCUCCCAAAAUCUCCUCCGCGGACCAGAAUAAUGACAUCUACUCUGCUGUCUUAGCUGUGGCUAAUCUCGCCAUAACUCAGAGCCCUUCUUCGGCUGUCACUGAGGCACGGAGCAGCUCUGCCGCUUUUCUUGCAGAUUCACACACGUCUUUCAAUUGUUCUUCCUCAUCUCGAUCAAAAGAGGACAUUUCCCAAUGGCCUCCGGUGAAUUUCCCUUUCAUCACCGCAAUGCGACCAGCGUGUGUGCUCUGUGAGGGUCCCCUGUUUCGGAAAACCGUCGGUCGUCUCAUACCCCCGGGUAUGGACAAUUCAGGUAGCGGAUCGGGUCUAAUGACAGCGAGUAUUUUCAGUGAAGAUAGCCAAUGUGCCUCCCCUGCUUCAAAUAUUUCCCUACCUCAGCAGAAGCACUCACGAAAUGCCUCCUGGAAACCUUUUUGGUCUGCUCUCGUUGUCAUGGAGGGCUGGUCCUCUGCCUAUAUGGUUUAUUUUGACGCGAUCAUAAAGAAACCGAAGCGUCGUGAAGACUUCUCAACAAGUCGAUGUCAAAUUCAACCCUUUCAGAAAUGUGCAAUAGAAGGUGGAUGUGUAGACUGUCUACCAAGCAUUGGUAUGGCGCGCCAUCGAAACGGGACUGUGGAUGAGACUUCUUUUCUCCUCACUCAUCCAGGUUUUCGUAAAACCUACCGUUUACGACCUCUGAAUACUGGAGAAGUCAAGUCUAGAGGAAGCAUUGAGACAGGAACUCCGUUAACACCCACUCCACCACGCCGCGACUCCAGGCGUCAUUUCUUCACUCUUUCGAGAAAGAACUCAGUUGGCACGACCUCCUCAACUCCUACGCAUAAUUCCACUUUCACUGCCUUCUCUUCUUUUAGGGGCCGUGGUGCCUCUGCUCCUAUGUUAGCCGAGGCUGCCGUAACUCUGCUGAACCUCACAGACGCGAGGCCAAUUCCUGCUGUGGGGGACUGGAUCCACGCGCUUCAAUCCACCCUCGAUCGUCUACACCCCUCCCUUUGA